Molecule: messenger RNA, 973 nt
Organism: Neomonachus schauinslandi (Hawaiian monk seal)
Lineage: Eukaryota; Metazoa; Chordata; Mammalia; Carnivora; Phocidae
Gene: AFMID
Product: arylformamidase
Exons: 11
Coding region: 1-921 (306 amino acids)
Molecular function (GO): arylformamidase activity
Source: RefSeq, a predicted model, not a curated record
AUGGAGGUCCCCGGCCGAGGUCCCCCAGGCGAGGCUCCCUGGAAGAAGCUAUCUAAGGAGGAGCUGGAGAAUCAGUACAGCCCCAGCAGAUGGGUCAUCCGACAGGGAGCCGAGGAGACCCUGAGGACGUACUCACACAUAGGAGACGAGGCCACCAAGAAGGCCCGGGCCACCAGGAGAAGCCUGCUGCAUGUCCCCUACGGGGAUGGUGAAGGGGAGAAACUGGAUAUCUACUUUCCCAGGGAAGUGUCUGCAGCCUCACGUUUCUGUCUGUUCUUUCACGGAGGAUACUGGCAGAGUGGAAGUAAAGACACAUCAGCCUUCAUGGUCAACCCACUGACAGCACAGGGAGUGGCCGUGGUGGUCAUGGCUUAUGACCUUGCCCCCAAAGGUACCCUGGACCAGAUGGUAGACCAGGUGACUCGGAGCAUCGCAUUUGUCCAGAAGCAGUAUCCGUGCAAUGAGGGACUUUACCUGUGCGGGCACUCAGCAGGGGCCCACCUGGCUUCCAUGAUGUUCCUGACCAACUGGACCAAGCAUGGAGUCACACCCAACCUCAAAGGCUUUUUCCUGGUAAGUGGGAUCUAUGACCUGGAGCCCAUUGUGUAUACCACUAUCAACGCCCCUCUCCACAUGACCUUGGAGGAUGCUCAGAGGAACAGUCCCCAGCUGCUCCUGGAGGCGGCCGUGACGCAGCUCUCAGAUCCAGCCUGCCACGUGCUGGUGACUGUGGGCCAACACGACUCCCCUGAAUUCCACCGACAGUCCAGGGAAUUUUAUCAGACACUGCGCCGAGGAGGGUGGAAUGCCUCGUUUGAAGAAAUCCAUGAUGUGGAUCACUUUGAAAUCAUUUGGAACCUAACCCAGAAGGACUUCGUGCUCACCCAGAUGAUUUUGAGAACAAUCCUCCACGAGCACUGACGGCGCUGGAGUGAGCCCCCCCACCCCCCGAUGGUGAAGCCCCUCCACAGAC